AUGCUUCUGUCUCUGCUAUUCGCGGCCGUGGCGUCGGCCCGCGUCAUGGACAGGCUUGCCGCGGUGCCCAAAGACUGGAGGACGCUCGGGCAAGCGGCGCUCGACGAGCCCGUCUCCCUUCGCAUCGCUCUCAAGCAGCAGCACACCGAGGCGCUGGAGCAGGCCGUGCUCGAGAUGUCCACACCAGGGCACCCAAACUACGGACUGCACAUGACACGCGACGAGGUGCGGUCCUAUACGGCUCCCUCAGGCCAGGCCACGGCGGUUGUUUCUGAGUGGCUUCGGAAACACGGCGUCGAGCCUCUGGUGGACAACGACUGGGUCUCUUUCACGACGACAGUCGGCACCGCGAACGGGCUGCUCGGCACAAAGUUCGGCUGGUACGAGUACGUAGGGGGCGGCGGCCCCAAGCUCCGGACGCUCUCGUAUGCGGUGCCUGAGGACGUGGCCGUCCAUGUCGACCUGGUGCAGCCAACGACCCGCUUCGGCCAGCUCGGCGCCAAGAAGUCGACCAUCUUUGAGAUGCGCCGCCUGGAAACCGUCGACAAGACCCCUACCGCGACGACAAAUGCCAACUUUGUCGCCCAGGCCGGCGCUGCCGUUUGCGGUUCCACAAUCACGCCGGAUUGCUUGAAGUCGUUGUACAACAUCAACUACACGGCAUCUGCUUCUGCCGACAACAAGGUGGCCUUCGCAUCCUACCUCGAGGAGUACGCAAGAUACGCAGACUUGCAGACGUUCGAAGAGCGCUACGCACCAGCCGCUAAGGGGCAGAACUUUACGGUCCAGCUAGCCAACGGAGGGCUGGACGACCAAAAGAGCUCCAGCGACAGCGGCGAGGCAAAUCUCGACAUCCAGUACAUUCUCGGCAUCAGCCACCCAAUUCCCAUCCUCGAAUACAGCACUGGUGGCCGCGGGCCCCUGGUGCCGACACGCGACCAGCCGCGCCCCCCGGGAAGCAACGAGCCGUACCUUGAGUGGCUCACGUUUGUGCUCGGGCAGCCCGACUCGGAGCUCCCGCAGACAAUCUCGACGUCGUACGGAGAGGAGGAGCAGUCGGUACCGCAAGACUACGCGGUCAAGGUGUGCAACUUGUUCAUGCAGCUGGGGGCGCGGGGCGUAUCGGUGCUGUUCUCUUCGGGCGACUCGGGGCCGGGCAACUCGUGCGUGCGCAACACCAACAACAAGACCUUCUUCGAGCCCACGUUCCCGGCGGGGUGCCCGUGGGUGACGUCGGUGGGCGCGACAACUGGCACGGCGCCGGAGCGCGCUGUGGGCUUCUCUAGCGGCGGUUUCAGCAUCUACCACGCGCAGCCGAGCUACCAGGCAGGCGCCGUCGGCGCGUACCUGCAGGGCAUCGGCUCGACGUACGCAGCCUACUUCAACAGUUCCGGGCGCGCCAUCCCCGACGUGGCUGCGCAGGGCUCCAACUUUGCCGUCAUCGACAAGGGCUUCAACGCGCUGCUGUCGGGCACCAGCGCGUCCAGCCCUGUAUUUGCCGGUGUUGUCGCCCUGCUCAACGCCGCCCGCAAGUCGCAGGGCCAACCGCCCCUCGGCUUCCUCAACCCUUGGCUGUAUAACAACACGGCGGCGUUCAACGAUGUCACCACAGGCUCCGGAGUCGGCUGCUAUGGCAGCAAGGACCUUAAGAACGGCGCGCGGUGGAAUGCCACCGUCGGCUGGGAUCCCGUCACGGGGUUGGGCACCCCCAAGUUCGACAAGCUGCUCGAGGCGGCCGCGCCGGGCGUACCGAAUGCCUAA
Lasiosphaeria miniovina is the source of this 1761-nucleotide messenger RNA. Its product is annotated as peptidase S8/S53 domain-containing protein. Gene Ontology annotation, biological process: proteolysis. The record is from RefSeq and is a predicted model, not a curated record. The transcript has 2 exons. Bases 1 to 1761 code for a protein of 586 amino acids. Lineage: Eukaryota; Fungi; Ascomycota; Sordariomycetes; Sordariales; Lasiosphaeriaceae. Gene Ontology annotation, molecular function: tripeptidyl-peptidase activity; serine-type endopeptidase activity.